CGCUCAAAGGGCACGAUCAACCGGCUCAACAUGUACCGGAGCAAGGUGAAGCGCAACAAGUCUGGCAAGAUCGUCAAGGGUGGACUCGCGGUCGGAGACUCCGUGCAGAACAUGACGGCCGCGCGCGUGCAGCCCGACCGCCGCUGGUUUGGCAAUACGCGCGUCGUCGGCCAGCAGGAGCUGCAGGACUUCCGCUCGCAGAUCGAGUCAACGACGAACGACCCGUACGCGGUGCUGCUGCGGCGGCACAAGCUCCCGAUGGGCCUCCUCGCCUCGGGCGGCAAGACCAACAAGGCCGGCCGCGUCGACUUGCUCCGCGCGCAGAGCUUCGGCGACACGUUUGGGCCAAAGGCGCAGCGCAAGCGGCCGCGCCUCUCGGCGCUGCUCGGCCCCGCGGCGGGGGGCGGCGGCGGCGGCAGCUCCGCGGCCGUCGACUCGAACGUGGAGCGCGCCGUCGAGCCGGUGGGGCCUCGCAACUACAUCUUCGACGCGGGCCAGUCGCGCCGCAUCCGCGCAGAGCUCUUCAAAGUGAUCGACUCGUCCGACGUCGUCGUCGAGGUGCUCGACGCGCGCGACCCGCUCGGCACGCGCGCGCCGCACGCCGAGGAGUUCCUGCGGCGCGAGGCGAAGCACAAGCACCUCGUCUUCGUGCUGAACAAGUGCGACCUCGUCCCCAGCCGCGUGACGGCGGCCUGGCUCAAGCUGCUCUCGCGCGAAGCGCCGACCGUCGCCUUCCACGCCUCGAUCACCAACCCGUUCGGCAAGGGCGCGCUGAUCAACUUGCUGCGCCAGUUUGCGAAGCUGCACGCCGACAAGAAGCAGAUCUCCGUCGGCUUCAUCGGCUACCCGAACGUGGGCAAGUCGUCCAUCAUCAACACCCUCAAGAAGAAGAAGGUGUGCAAGGUGGCGCCCAUCCCGGGCGAGACCAAGGUCUGGCAGUACAUCACCCUCAUGAAGUCGAUCUACCUGAUUGACUGCCCCGGCACCGUGCAGCCGUCGGGCAACUCGGAGGAGGAUGCGGUGCUCAAGGGCGUGGUGCGGAUCGAGCAGCUGCGCCACGCGGCCGACUUCGUGGAGGAGGUGCUCCGCCGCGUCAAGCCGGAGUACGUCCGCCGCACCUACGACGCGUGGGACUCGCCCACCGACUUCCUCGAGCAGUACGGCCGCCGGAUCGGCAAGCUGCUCAAGGGAGGCGAGCCGGACAUCAACGCGGCGGCCAAGCUCGUGCUGCACGACUGGCAGCGCGGCAGGCUGCCCUACUUCACGCUGCCGCCC
Emiliania huxleyi CCMP1516 is the source of this 1275-nucleotide messenger RNA. RefSeq lists its product as hypothetical. The annotation marks the transcript as partial. The record is from RefSeq and is a predicted model, not a curated record. Lineage: Eukaryota; Haptophyta; Isochrysidales; Noelaerhabdaceae. Gene Ontology annotation, cellular component: nucleolus. Gene Ontology annotation, molecular function: GTP binding. The transcript has 4 exons.